GCAUCAUGAAUGCAGCGAAGAGAGAGAGGAGCAAAGGCGCCCAACAACUGGACUGCCUUACCAAGGAGAUCAGCGGUCCACUGGGUCGCUACGUGCGCCUCUUCCCCCCCCGCUCCCACCUGCACCCCUUCGAGCGCUGCCUGGUGGAGCUCACCCUGGGCGAGGGCGAGUACGAAGAGGUACUCUCUCGAGUGGACGCUCUGCGCAAGAGGGUGCUGGACGUGGGCAAGAAUGCUGCCAGCCUUGUCAACAAGACGAGCACAGUGAAGGAGGCGGAGCAGGCCACCACACAGGGCAUGGCGCAGGUGGAGGAGCUGUACACGCGCAACAGCCACGUGGUGGAGAGGCUCAAAGAGAUCACCAAGAGGCUCCGAGCCAUACCGGUGGUUCGGCCGGACCUGCCCACGCUGUGCCUGGUGGGGGCGCCCAAUGUGGGCAAGUCAUCACUAGUGCGCGCCAUCUCGUCUGGCAAGACUGAGGUGUGCAACUACCCAUUCACCACGCGCGGCAUCAGCAUGGGGCACUUCUAUGUGGACGGCCAGAAGCACCAGGUCACAGACACACCAGGCUUGCUCUCCCGCCCUGAUGAGCAGCGCAACAGCAUAGAGCUGCUCACCAUAGCAGCCAUCACCCAUCUGCCCACGGCUGUGCUUUUCGUUCAUGACCCCUCGGAGGAGUGCGGUGUCAACCGGUUGAAGCAGUAUCAAUUGUACAGCGAGAUAAAGACAAGAUUUGCCGACCGCGUGUGGAUCGACGUGAUAUCCAAGUGCGACCUGCCUGCUGCUGCUCCCACGGAGGAGCCUCCAGGCGGCCAAUCAGAGGAGGCGGAUGGGGAUAGAAGAAGUGGUUCGGACAGGAGGGAUACCGCUGCGGUGCUGCUGGGUGAAGCCGAGGCAGUGCGGGAAGCACAUGGGGAGGAGAGCGCAGAAGUAGCAGUGAGAGCAGCAAGCGUGGCGGUGGCGUGGGAGGAGUACAAGGCUCACGGCGGACCGGCUGCGGCCCUGCGAGUGUCAACCAUGGCGGGUGUUGGUGUGCAGGAGUUGGUGCAAACCAUACAGGCCAUGCUGUGUGCCCACUUUCUUGGAUCUGCUGACUCAUCCCUGCCUGCAUCGCUCGUCACCCCGCCCACUGCCACACCCUCACAAUCCCUGCUGCCGACUCAACCUGCACACACGGAAGGUUCCAUGUUGCUUUCGGACGAUUCGGCAGAACAAAGUUCUAGGCACAGUUUGGAGGCCCUGGAGGGAGAGAAUGAUACGGGUGGUGGAUCGGGCAAAGCAGGGAAGAAAGGCAAAGCUAGUGACUUCUAUUACCCCCCACUGCCUUCUCACAUGAUGAAAGGUACAUGA
Molecule: messenger RNA, 1349 nt
Organism: Closterium sp. Naga37s-1
Lineage: Eukaryota; Viridiplantae; Streptophyta; Zygnematophyceae; Desmidiales; Closteriaceae
Source: the annotation of a GenBank genome assembly